GUCAUGUCUUCACAUGUAUCUUCCUGUCGGUGCUCGUUUCGCUUGGCUCCUCGCGCAUGACGCUCCGUUGGCCUAGCAUGGCAGGGUCUAGCAUUGCAGGGUCUGGCAUGGCCCGGUGUGAAAAGACCCGCGAAGUCGCUGUCGCAAGUCGAUCUCCGAUUGGGCGAGAUUCUGGUCACUCACGUGAUCGUGUCCCGUGCUUGGCUUGGAGCUGUCGUCGGCAUCGAAGUUAGAUCAGCUCUGUCAGGGCGAGCUCGUGGCGGCGGAGAGAUAGGAAAAUGACGUGUCCGGGAAAACAGGAAAAUGACGUGUUUGUGGGACACGCUGGCGGGAGCCGUGUGGAGAACACGACUAGCACGCGGUGAAAGCGGGUGAUAGCGGAUGACAGCGCGACCAACGGAGUUCAAUAUUAACUCUCCGGCUUAUCCCGCUUCCAUGACAGCUCUCUCCAAAGAGCUCGAGUAAUAUCCCUGACUUGAGAUUCUUUGACAUACUCUUCUGGCCGACGCGCUUCUGACGGCUGCUCUUUCGAAUCGACCGUCCUCUCCGUCGCCAUGCCUCAUUUCAAGCGAUGGCUCCAGCGGCCGAAUCCGGUCCACCUGGCGUGUGCUGCGAUGGCCGAGAUGUUCGGAACCAUGUUUUUCGUCUUCGUGGGCGUCGGCUCAGUCGCCGUCUCAAGUGAAUUUGUUCAAGGGCUGGAUGUCGUCCGCAUUCUCUCCAUAGGGAUCGCGCAUGGUCUUGCUCUCGUAGUCGCUGUGGGUGCUGCAUCCGGGAUUUCAGGAGGACACAUCAAUCCAGCGGUGACAAUAAGCAUGCUGGUAGUGGGGCUGGUUGACGUCAUCACAGCAGCAGCUUAUGUGGCAGCUCAGCUGAUAGGAGCUGUGUGUGGUGCUGGCCUUGUCAAGGCGAUAACACCUGCCAGCCGACAUGACGCUCUUGGAGCACACACGCUCGGCGCCGGGGUCUCCGUGGGUCAAGGCGUCCUCACUGAGAUCAUAUUGUCAGCCCUGCUAGUGUACGCAGUGUUUGCUGCUGCUGUGGAUCCGAAGGGACCUGCUCACCUGGCUUCUGUGCUGAUUGGGUUUUCUGUGCUGGUGGAUCACAUUGUGGGUGUUCCUCUAACGGGGGCGUCAAUGAAUCCAGCACGCUCCUUUGGUGCUGCUGUCUGGACUGGGGUGUGGGAGAACCAUUGGAUCUAUUGGGUUGGGACGAUUGUAGGUGCUUGCGUUGUUAGCAUUGCUUACUGCCUGGUGUUUUUGGUGCCUAGGGAGUACGGGGAUAAGGUGAAGGCUCUGAGCCCUUUCAGGCCGAAGGAUUCACGCCAAGAAGAGGACACUGUUAGUAUCUCCGUUCCAUAGCUAACAAGAGGUUUCCCUUUCAAUUCGCAAUUCCUCUUCACUCCCUUAGGUAUGUGUCACCAUCUUUGGGAUGUCAAUAUUAAUAGUGAACUUCAUAUGUUGCGUUGAACGUGUAUAUCAAU
This is a messenger RNA of Closterium sp. NIES-67, 1480 nucleotides long. The record is from the annotation of a GenBank genome assembly. NCBI's taxonomy places the organism in Eukaryota, Viridiplantae, Streptophyta, Zygnematophyceae, Desmidiales, Closteriaceae.